Andrographis paniculata is the source of this 1770-nucleotide messenger RNA. RefSeq names its product probable CCR4-associated factor 1 homolog 6. Gene Ontology annotation, molecular function: nucleic acid binding; poly(A)-specific ribonuclease activity. The transcript has 2 exons. Gene Ontology annotation, cellular component: P-body; CCR4-NOT complex; CCR4-NOT core complex. The record is from RefSeq and is a predicted model, not a curated record. Lineage: Eukaryota; Viridiplantae; Streptophyta; Magnoliopsida; Lamiales; Acanthaceae. Bases 671 to 1495 code for a protein of 274 amino acids.
GAGAGAAAGCGGGAGGGAAAGAGAAAGAUAUAAAAAGGCGGAAAGAGGUUCGGACAGAAAACCAAUAUUAAAACAGUGUUUGUGUGUAGAGGCGAUCGGAGGAAGGCGGGCCCCACCUGUGUUCCUCUACAACUUUUUCUUCGUUUUUCCGAUUAAUAAUAAUAAUACUAAUAAUUCUAUCUUCUUCUUCUUCUUUGUCUCACGCAAUCAAUCUCAAUCAGCUUUUCAAUUUCAUCUUUCUAAAUCAAAAACCUAAAAAAAAAGCAAAUAAUCCAAAAAAAUUUUGACCUAGUUUCUGAUAUUUCAUUUCCUCAUAUGUAGAUUUUUCCCCCAUUUUCUCAACCCCUUGUUCUUGGUGGUUUGGUUUUCCUCCUCCCUUCGCCGCCUUACAUUGUUAUCGUGUUUGCUGCUGGUAUGUACGCAAUCGGUCGUUGAUUUGAAGAUAUUAUAUGUUCGUGUUAUUGCUCGAAGCUGAUUCUGGAUUUCGGCGGUUACCGUCGCAAGAUCUUCUCGUCUCUGCUAGAUUUGGCUUCGGAAGGUCGACGAUCCGGCAGAUCUGACUCGAUGUUCAUCCGAAUUCUCGAAUUCAUACCCUAAGAGUUGGAGAAUUUGGGGGAUUUCGUUUCGCACAUUAUUUCGAUCCAAAGUCAUCUUCGAUUCUGAGCCGGAGAUGUCUUUGUUGCCUAAGAGCGAUUCGAUUCAAAUCCGGGAGGUCUGGGCGGACAACCUGGAAGAAGAAUUCGAUCUUAUCCGCGGCGUCGUCGACGAUUAUCCUUACAUUGCAAUGGACACAGAGUUCCCCGGCGUCGUAAUCCGGCCAUUGGGCAACUUCAAGAACUCGACAGAUUACCAUUACCAGACAUUAAAGGAAAAUGUCGAUUUGUUGAAGCUGAUCCAAUUAGGGCUAACAUUCUCCGACGAGAAGGGCAAUUUGCCGACGUGCGGAACUGACAAGUACUGCAUCUGGCAGUUCAACUUCCGGGAGUUCAAUCCGAACGUCGAUGUAUUCGCGAGCGAUUCGAUCGAGCUCUUGAGACAGAGCGGGAUCGAUUUUUCGAAAAACAUCGCGCAAGGGAUCGAUGCGCGGCGGUUCGGGGAGCUUCUGAUGUCGUCGGGGAUAGUAUUGAACGACAACGUCUAUUGGGUGACGUUUCACAGUGGUUACGACUUUGGGUACUUGCUGAAGGUGUUGACGUGCCAGAACCUUCCGGAAACCCAGGCCGGGUUCUUCCAUCUGAUCAACAUUUACUUCCCGGUGCUGUACGACAUUAAGCAUUUGAUGAAGUUUUCCAACAGUCUUCACGGCGGGCUGAACAAGCUGGCGGAGCUUUUGGAAGUCGAAAGAGUCGGGAUUUGUCAUCAGGCAGGGUCGGAUAGUUUGCUGACGUCGUGCACCUUCUGGAAGCUUAAGGAGAACUUUUUUAGCGGGUCGUUAGAGAGGUAUUCGGGCGUGUUGUACGGUUUGGGAGGCGACGGCGGGGCGGCGCACAGUUAAGAGGUUUGUAAGAAAGAUUUGGAUCUGUACAACAUGUGUUUUGAUUAAAACUAGAUUGAUCGAUGGAUGAAGACGAUGAUGAUAUAUACGGUAGUUGUUCGAAGUGACAAGAUAUUGGGCAGUCGAGACGGGCAGACAGAGAGACGUGGCUUUGUGUUUAGCAGGUAUGAGUUAUGUUCGAACACUGCUGUUUUGGGUGGUGUUUAGUCGUUAAAAAGACAAAUUCAGAUUUCGAUAUAUAAAAAACUACUUCUUGUGUUCUUGAUUUCUUUUAA